GUCCGUUUGUCUUCUGAUUCGCUUUCCGCACGCGUAUUCCUACUCUCACUGGAUCUAGAGCCUGAAGCCGGAGGCCAGAGUACUGCGAAAGACUCGGUAGAGUGAUUGGGAGUAUACGUAAGAAAAAGCCGAAAAGUCUUUAGCAAAUUAAAGCUGAAGCCUUAAAAGACCAGAGCGCCUGUUGUCUAUUACCCCCUUUCGUUUCGGUAGACAAGUCUUGUGUAUACUCCUCGUCAUGGCUCAGCUCCAGGCUCGCUUCUUCACUGACAAUAAGAAAUAUGUGGUAGAUGAUGUUCCCUUCUCAAUUCCUGCAGCCUCUGAAAUUGCUGACCUUAGUAACAUCAUCAAUAAAUUGCUGGAGGCCAAAAAUGAGUUACACAAACAUGUGGAGUUUGAUUUCCUCAUCAAGGGCCAGUUUCUGCGAAUGCCCUUACUCAAACACAUGGAACUGGAAAACAUCUCAUCGGAAGAGGUUGUGGAACUAGAAUAUGUGGAGAAGUACACUGCACCUCAGCCAGAACAAUGCUUGUUCCAUGAUGAUUGGAUCAGUUCAGUCAGAGGGGCAGAGGAAUGGAUCUUGACUGGUUCUUAUGAUAAGACUUCGAGGAUCUGGUCCUUGGAAGGAAAGUCAAUAAUGACAAUUGUGGGACACACAGAUGUUGUAAAAGAUGUGGCCUGGGUGAAAAAAGACAGUUUGUCUUGCCUACUAUUGAGUGCCUCUAUGGAUCAGACUAUUCUCUUAUGGGAGUGGAAUGUAGAGAGAAACAAAGUGAAAGCCCUGCACUGCUGCAGAGGUCAUGCUGGAAGUGUGGAUUCUAUAGCUGUUGAUAGCACAGGAACUAAAUUUUGCAGUGGCUCCUGGGACAAGAUGCUAAAGAUCUGGUCUACAGUUCCUACAGAUGAAGAAGAUGAAAUGGAGGAAUCCACAAAUCGACCAAGAAAGAAACAGAAAACAGAGCAGUUGGGACUGACAAGGACUCCCAUAGUGACCCUCUCUGGGCACAAAGAAGCAAUUUCAUCGGUUCUGUGGUCAGAUGCUGAAGAAAUCUGCAGUGCAUCUUGGGACCACACAAUUAGAGUGUGGGAUGUUGAGUCUGGCAGUCUUAAGUCAACUUUGACAGGAAAUAGAGUGUUUAAUUGUAUCUCCUAUUCUCCGCUUUGUAAACGUUUAGCGUCUGGAAGUACAGAUAGGCAUAUCAGGCUGUGGGAUCCCCGAACUAAAGAUGGUUCUUUGGUGUCGCUGUCCCUAACCUCACAUACAGGCUGGGUCACAUCAUUAAAGUGGUCUCCUACCCAUGAGCAGCAGCUGAUUUCAGGUUCUUUAGAUAACAUUGUGAAACUGUGGGAUACAAGAAGUUGUAAGGCUCCUCUCUAUGAUCUGGCUGCUCAUGAAGACAAAGUUCUGAGUGUAGACUGGACAGACACAGGGUUACUUCUGAGUGGAGGAGCAGACAAUAAAUUGUAUUCCUAUAGAUAUUCACCUACCACUUCUCAUGUUGGGGCUUGAAAGUGAAUGAUAGAUUUGACUACAGAGAUUGUGUCUGUAAAUGAAAUAGAGAAUCCUCAGAUUGCAUCAGUGACGGUUCAGAAAGCAGUCUCUUAAAGUUUAUAGUUUCAUCCUUGAUGAUAACUAUCACUAUUUCUUUAUUUUGUAUUUAUUAUAUAGUAGUGUGUGUUGUUAAAAUGUAAAAGCGACCUGCCUUCUCAGCCAUAUGCAAACUCUUGAAACUAAACUGAAUUUUUUAUUUCCUUUUAGAGGUAUUGGUUUGAAUUAAGAUUUGUUUUUGAAAUGCUGUAAAAGCAUAUAUUUAAAGUAAUUGUCCAGAUUUUCAUUUCUGAUGGGGACACUUACGUAUUCCUAUGUUAGCUGUUUAAGAAAAGUAUCUUAAGAAAACUAAUAAAUUCUAUUAGAAAAAAUUAGAAAUAACACUUUGCUUUGGGUAAAAUAAGUGAUGUCUAACCUAUCAUAAGAUUUUGUGGGCAUUCAGCAUUAAAACAUAUAGAUCCUGCUGCCAA
Messenger RNA from Panthera uncia (snow leopard), 2016 nucleotides. It is a transcript of the gene WDR12, whose product is annotated as WD repeat domain 12. The record is from RefSeq and is a predicted model, not a curated record. Gene Ontology annotation, cellular component: PeBoW complex; preribosome, large subunit precursor. Gene Ontology annotation, biological process: maturation of 5.8S rRNA from tricistronic rRNA transcript (SSU-rRNA, 5.8S rRNA, LSU-rRNA); ribosome biogenesis; maturation of LSU-rRNA from tricistronic rRNA transcript (SSU-rRNA, 5.8S rRNA, LSU-rRNA). NCBI's taxonomy places the organism in Eukaryota, Metazoa, Chordata, Mammalia, Carnivora, Felidae. The transcript is spliced from 14 exons. Gene Ontology annotation, molecular function: protein binding. The coding region runs from base 236 to 1507 and encodes 423 amino acids.